AUGUCUAUAAUUAUUUACCAAACAUCAGUCAGUCCGCCGGCCAGGUCUGCACUUAUGGUCGUAAACAUUCUCGGUAUCAAAGUGGAAACAAGAGAAGUGAAUUUACCAAGAAGAGAUCACUAUUCGCAGGAAUAUUUAGAGAAGAACCCUCUACAUACAGUACCGAUUCUUGAAGAAGAUGAUCUGGUGAUUGCCGACAGCCACGCUAUCAUAACGUAUUUAGUAUCGAAAUAUGGUGAGGAAAAACACGAAAGCAUGUACCCUAAGGACUUGAAAAUACGAGCGAUAAUCGACCAAAUGCUGUACUUCGAUGCGACCAUUCUAUUCCCCAGAUUGAAAACUGUGAUAUAUAGUGUCGUGAGGGGACAAGGUAUAUCGCGAGAACAAACUGCAGAUAUCCAGGAAGCGUACGAUGUUUUAGAAAUAUAUUUGAGUAAAAACAUUUUUGUGGCUGGCAAUGAAUUCACGGUUGCCGACAUUUCGUGUAUUGCUACUCUAUCGUCGCUAGACUGUGUGUUGCCAGUCGAUAAAAAACACGUAAAUGUUAACAGAUGGUGGGCUACAUUAAACAAAGAAAAAUGGUAUAAAGAAGUUAAUGUACCAGGUCUAGAGUUAUUUAGAAGUUUUAUUAAACAAUUCUUG
Molecule: messenger RNA, 642 nt
Organism: Bombyx mandarina (wild silkworm)
Lineage: Eukaryota; Metazoa; Arthropoda; Insecta; Lepidoptera; Bombycidae
Gene: GSTe2
Product: glutathione S-transferase epsilon 2
Biological process (GO): glutathione metabolic process
Molecular function (GO): glutathione transferase activity
Source: RefSeq, a predicted model, not a curated record